AUGCAUACAGGCCUGGGGUGGGCCUUGGCGCCACCACGCAGCAGUCCACAGGCACUACAUGCAGAUAUCUGGGGCAAUGAUCGACCCCGUCCUGGCCGCGUGCGCUUUCAUCACAUUCUGUGGAAGCGGCAAGGAUCACUCUGUAACACGCAAAUCGUGCCGGGCGCGUUCACGGACGGAGAGACUUGGGAGGAGCACUACACGCAAAUGACGACUGCCAGUGCCCCUUGCCUGCUGGUUGACAACGAGGUCUUGCAUCGGGGAGCUGCCAAUCCAAGCAGGAACUGGGUGAGCACCUGCUCGAUCGAGCUGUGCACCCGCACAGGAUAUGAGGAGGUGUGGAAAGAGAGUUCGGAGAAUGAUGGCGUGUACCGCAUGCUGCCGAUCUGCUGGAGUGGAUAG
Molecule: messenger RNA, 402 nt
Organism: Symbiodinium necroappetens
Lineage: Eukaryota; Dinophyceae; Suessiales; Symbiodiniaceae
Source: the annotation of a GenBank genome assembly